AACUCAAAACAUCCCGCUGUUUCCAAGGAAGCCCACCAUGUCAGGGCAGUCAGUGCUAUCAUAGCUAGCAAAAUCACAAGGCUACAGAAAUUAAAUUACUAAAUUGUGUACACAGCUAGCUAGACAGUUCUGCGAUUAUAGCUACAUACAUAUCAAGUUUAUUAAUGUUAAUUUCAACGUUAUCUCCUGAAAGGACGCGCAGAAUGAACCGUUUUAAUUCCACCGUUCCAGUUGACGAAUAUCUCGCGGACAGUAAUGUGUUGUUUUACCUGAGUGAUGCAGUGACCCAGCUGCUGGAACAUAAAGAGGAAUACAUCCAGUUUGGGGUUAUCCGCUACUUUGCUGAAUAUUUCAGCAGUGUGAAGAACAGUAACCACAUCCUCUUCAGAGAGUAUAGCUACAUCAGGGCCACGCCUCAUAACAGAGUUUCCUUCAUCAGAGUCUUCUGGAGAUGCUUCAGACAGAUCGGCAAGAGUGGAGACCUACUGUCCAUGCUGGAGUUCAGGUCUCUGCUGCAGUUAUUAUGUCCAGACUUCCCAGUGGAGAUGGUGCAGAGUGCAGCCAGAAUUGCUCUGGUGGACGACGCCAUAGAUUGUCUGAUGUCUUUCUCUGAUUUUCUUUAUGCCUUCCAGCUGCAGUUCUACUACCAAGAGUUCCUGGACAGCGUGCUGGUGAUCUACCACGAUCUGUUAUCAGGGAAGAGUCCCAACACUGUGAUCGUUCCCACAUCCACCUCCCUUGAGCAGCUCCCCUCUGUGGCCGCAGAGGAGAACGAUAAAGAGGAGCAGCAACAGGACGGGGUGGAGCCAUCCACUCUGGCUCAGUGUAUAGACGCCCUCUGUGACAGGUUCAAACGCAGUCAUCCUCCCAGGUCCUGUAUGAGGGAAGCACUAGGACAGACUGACAAAGUCUCUUACUACAGCUUCCUAAUGAGCUUGGCUAAACAUGAGACCAUCAACCAAACUAUUGGAGCAUUACCCAGCAAGGCAGACUUGCUUAUUGACCCAGAGAUGGACCAGGAACUGGACAAACUAAUCGCCCAGAUCUCAUUAAGUCCUGGCAGCAACAGCAGUGGCAGUGCAGUGGGGGGACUGAAGGAGGUGCAGAGGAAGGCCUCCCCCAGGAGGAACAUCCACCACAGGAGGAAGAUGGAGGUGGAAAGCGACGGCUCCACAGAAGAGACAGACUCCUCUGAAAACUGACCUCUAACCUUUCACCAGUCUGUGACAUGUCACCUUCCGUUUUAAGUCCAGAACACACUGUAGCUGUAUGGUACACAUCAAAACUUUCUUGCUCAUUAUUUGCUAUGUAAACCCACACACUAGUAGUGGAUAAGUGCACAUCGGUGCAAGAGAACACUACAACCUGCGACGCCAUACGCCAUUGUCUUCUUUUUGUCCAGCAUUGAUGUCCAGAAAAGCAGUGAGUGAUUAAGUAAAAUGACAAUCAGAAUAACCCUCAAUACAGGGCAGCACUCUAGAUUCACUAUUCAAGUGACAUAUUGUUCUUUAUAUGCUGUGUGGUGCUGAUGAUGUGUAAGUCUCAUGUCUGCUCAUGGUCAUGUGACACGCCGCUACUCUGCAGUGUAUUUUGAAUUUUAUGUAAUCUCCAAACAAAAUGUUUGUAUUCCCAUCAAUAUUGGUUAGUAGUAAUGUUAUUUCUUUUGCUGGUAACAAGUACAAUAUAACCAAGUGGAAUAUCAGCAAUAACACUCAAUGACAAAUAUUUACAAUUUUCCCUGAAAUUUUGUUGUCAUGUUGGAGAAAACUCUGAAACAGCAUUUACACCAUAUCAUCAUGAAACACCAAAACUCUCCACAAAUUAAUAAAGUACUAACUUAACUAAUAAAGUUGUCUUAGGAACUGUUAGUUAGCUCCUCCUUAUUAAGCAAAACAAGGCAGGUUUCAUUGCUGGUUUUACAGAGUGACCAGACUAAAAGAUAGAAACCUCUGUCAUAUUUGAGGUGGAAUUAUUGCCUGUAAAUGCUUGAUUUACUAACUGCUGCUUUAAAUCUUUCCAUUAAAAGGGUGGCCACAACACUGGACAUUAACACUAUAAGUUCCCUGAAGAAAGUAAAAAGUAUUAUAAUAAGUCAUUGAUUGCAAUGACAGAUACAUGUUCUCUGUGUUUCUCAAUCUGUUGUGUUGAGCAUGUUAAAGAAGGAAUAAUUCCUGCCUGUUCAUAACCUGCAGUGAACAGCUCAAGCAUCAACUAUAUCUACAGUGCUAUUUUUUAUUUAGUAAAGUUCUUUAUUUGUUAAUCUGCACAACAAUUACAGUGAAAUUCUUUCAUAUUAUAUCAGAAAUCUCAGAAAAAAGUUUCUUUCCUGAGAGAUUUUUUUAUAUUAUAUAGUUUGCCUAUAUACAUAUGAAAAUAUGCACAGCAUUUUAAUACUUAUAUUACAUUUAAUUAGAAUUUUAUAUCUUUGACAUUUUAUCUUUUUUUAAAUUAUUAUGCUAAUUAUCCUAUAGACACUAUCCUCCAUCACAUCCACCAUUUAAAAUAUGAGUAUGUGAUAAAUUAAUCUUUGAAAAAAAGCAAGGGUUGUUACAACUGCCAAAGUUUAGUCUUCCAGCGUAUUCAUACAUAGCAGUAAGUCUGAAAGUAGCCAAUGUAAAUAAAAUCCAGUUAAAAAUCAUUUAUAAAAAUGUGGUAAACUUACUUAUAUUCUAUAAAAAGAAGGUCAUUUGGUUCCAACUAAAGAACAUGUAUUCUAAAUGCAGUUGUAAACGUGAUUUAUUGACAAGAAUAACCACCAUUAUUAUCACCAGUCUGUGCAUCUUCUGUGCGUCUUCAUUUUAAAACAUCAAUAUCAUGCAGUGUUACACCCAGGUUUUGGUCAAACCAACAGCAUACAAUAAUACGUCCUAUACAAACAUACAUACAUACAGUAUCUAUAAAGGAUAUAUCUAUAUUGAUGAGUCACAAAAGUGGAAUACAUAGAAAGGACACUUUCUGGUGGAUCAGAGCAACUUCCUGUGGUGCACCUCAGAUGGCUGGCAUGGAAAUGAACAUGUGGUGGACAGUACACUACAUGAGGACUUUUAAAUAGGCUUUUCCUUUCUUCCAGGCCAUUGAUCUUCAUUCAUUUUAGUGUGCUCCUCAAACAACAGAGACUUGAAACUUGAAAUGUGUAAUCCAUCAUAGUGAACUUCCUGUAUGCUUAUAUUUUGACAAUGUAAAAUUUCUGUUGCAUGAGAGAAUUGUUUUCAUACUGUUUCUGAAAUUAAUGGAAGACAAUGGUUGUCUGAAAGGCAAGAAAUGGUAUUUUUAGUCAAAGAAAAGGUUUGCCCUGUGUAAAGGGUGAUACAGGUUUUGGAGACCAAGACCACUAUUUUCAGAUAGAAGCUACAUGCCUUGUACGGCUUGUCAGUACCUUUAACCAUUUUCAUGCCAAGAUAUAAAAGUAUUCAGCAUUG
Messenger RNA from Siniperca chuatsi (mandarin fish), 3419 nucleotides. It is a transcript of the gene cstpp1, whose product is annotated as linkage group 4 C11orf49 homolog. Lineage: Eukaryota; Metazoa; Chordata; Actinopteri; Centrarchiformes; Sinipercidae. The coding region runs from base 165 to 1202 and encodes 345 amino acids. The transcript has 9 exons. The record is from RefSeq and is a predicted model, not a curated record.